AUGCGCCUGUGGACCCCCGAAAGCCUCCUGUAUCCGGUCACGGUCACGAAACUUCUCCGCAAACCCGGCGAUGAAAUCGAAAUCAACGCGCCGCUCUUUGUCUACGAGUACAAGAGCACGCAGCUGGAAUACAACGAGGACAAUCGCGAGGAUGAGCGCGAGUACAUACCUGUGACGCGCACGUGGCCGGCGAACUUCGAGAGUGAGCUGGAGGGCAAGAUUGAAACGCUCGAUGUGCGCGUUGGACAAGUCAUUGCGAAGCGGACGGCAGUCGCGCAGAUUGAAGAGGCAUGCACCCAUGAGUCGCAGUUUGGAGGCAUGUGCAUCGAAUGCGGGAAGGAUAUGAGCCAGCGGACGACGUACAACCAAACAGUAGCGGGCACGUCGCGGGCGACGAUCAACACCGUGCAUGGAAGGACGGAAUUGUUGAUCUCGGAGAAUGAGGCUGCAAAGAUUGACGAGGAGCGGAGAAAGAGACUCUUGGAUAGCAGGAAGUUGAGCUUGGUGGUGGAUCUUGAUCAGACCAUCAUCCAGGCCAACGUGGAGCCCACCAUCGGCGAGUGGAAGAACGAUCCCACAAAUCCCAACUGGAAAGCACUGCAGGACGUUUGCCAGUUCCAGUUGGCGGACGAUGGGAGGACGUGGUACUAUGUGAAGCUACGGCCUGGCUUGAAGGACUUCCUCAGAGACAUGUCGGAAUUAUACGAGCUGCAUAUCUACACCAUGGGAACAAGAGCAUAUGCUGACAACAUUGCUAAAAUCGUGGAUCCGGACAGGAAGGUCUUUGGAGAUCGCAUAUUGUCAAGAGAUGAGAACGGCAGUAUGACGGUGAAGAAUCUGAAGAGGCUGUUCCAUGCCGAUACGCGCAUGGUCGUUAUCAUCGACGAUCGCGCUGAUGUCUGGCAUUGGACGCCGAAUUUGAUCAAGGUCAACGCCUUCGAGUUCUUCCCUGGAGUCGGUGACAUUAACGGCAUGUUCUUGCCCAAAAGACAGGAGUUGGAGAAGUCGGCACCCAUGGAACGCGUGCCAUCGAAGAGGCCCGCCGAUAAUGCGACGACGGAUCCCACAGCCCAGGCCAACGGCGAAGUCUCAGCCAUCGACCAAAUGGUAUCUAUGGCAGGAAAGCAGGACGCGAAGAGUGUGAAAGAGAAGUCGGAAGCACAAGAACAGGCUAUUGCCGCACAAGUCGAAGAUCGGCCACUGCUACAGAAGCAGAAGAUUCUGGACGAGCUCGAGAACGAAGCUAAGGCGUCUCCCGCCGCUGAGGCAGCUGCUGAAUUAUUGGCGGAGAACGGUGAGAUCAAGAAGCAAGCACUGACCGAAACACCAAACGUUCACAAGUACCGAUCAAACCUUCUUCAAGACGACGAUGAAGAAUUGUUCUAUCUGGAGAAACAUCUUCGCGGGAUUCAUACGGCUUACUACGACGAAUUCGACUCGACUUCCACGGGCACGAAGGGCGGUCGUGUUGCUGAACUGCGCCCAGGACACGCCAAGAAGCGCUCCAUCGAUGAGGUUCAUAGUAUUCCCGAUGCUGCACCCAUCAUGCAAUCGAUGAAGGCCAAGGUCCUCGCGGGCGUGCACAUCGUCUUCUCGGGUGUCAUCCCUCUUGGCCAAGACCUCAACACAAACGACACAGCCAUUUGGGCCAGAUCCUUUGGGGCCAAGAUCACGGAGAAUAUCACCAAGAAGACGACACACGUCAUCGCGAGUCCAGAACGACGGACGGCCAAAGUUCGCCAAGCUGCAAAGAAGUCUGGCCGCAUCGCCAUCGUCAGCCAGAACUGGCUGAGCUCGUGUUUCAUGCAGUGGGAGAAAGUCGACGAGUCACCCUAUCGGAUCCACUCUGAUGCGCCUGUCAAUGGCGCCGCGGGUCUCCCGGAGACAUUCGAGGGCAAGGGAUACGAAUUAUCGUCUUCCGAUGACGAGGCCGCGCACACCGAGACGGAGGCUGAAGAUGAACAGAACGGCGUGCCUAGCCUGUCCCUCGACACCGACACGGACCCCGAGACAGAGGAGCUGAAAAAGUACAUGCCGUCCGAUCGACAGGACAGUUCGCCCACGGAGCUGGAAGUCCCAGAUCAAUGGGAUGAUUUUGACGCCGAGCUGGCCGAGUUCAUGGCCAGUGGCACAGAAGACGGGACCGAGACGGAAGAUGAGCUCGGGUACGACACCGAUGGAGGCGGCAGCGAUACGGACAGCCGAGGGGAGGGCCUGGAGACUUCAAGGCUACAGAAGAGAAAACGGGAGGCAUUAGAGAGGACAAGUAGUCUGACAAAGGUUGUCGGCACGACGACCCCAGGGAGUGAUCCAGUCGAGCACGAAGAUGGCACAGGCAACGAAGCGGCAGAGGAGAGUGAGGGCGAUGAAGACUUGGAGGCGAUGUUGGCCGCAGAGAUGGAGAGGCAGAGUGAGGAUGAUGGAGAUGACGAGGACGACGAUGAAUCGGCUGAGAAGAAGGGGAACUAG
Messenger RNA from Zymoseptoria tritici IPO323, 2469 nucleotides. RefSeq lists its product as uncharacterized. The record is from RefSeq and is a predicted model, not a curated record. Gene Ontology annotation, cellular component: nucleus. Gene Ontology annotation, molecular function: RNA polymerase II CTD heptapeptide repeat phosphatase activity. The transcript is spliced from 2 exons. Bases 1 to 2469 code for a protein of 822 amino acids. Lineage: Eukaryota; Fungi; Ascomycota; Dothideomycetes; Mycosphaerellales; Mycosphaerellaceae.